GGAAAACGUUUUGAGCUUCAACAUGGCCUCGCUGUGAUAUCUGAUCACUGGAGAUUCCAUCGUUAGUGCUGAGGCAGUAUGGGAUCACGUCACCAUGGCCAACCGGGAGUUGGCAUUUAAGGCUGGCGACGUCAUCAAAGUCUUGGAUGCUUCCAACAAGGAUUGGUGGUGGGGCCAGAUCGACGAUGAGGAGGGAUGGUUUCCUGCCAGCUUUGUGAGGCUCUGGGUGAACCAGGAGGAUGGGGUGGAGGAAGGGCCCAGUGAUGUGCAGAAUGGGCACCUGGACCCCAACUCAGACUGCCUCUGUCUGGGCCGGCCACUACAGAACCGGGACCAGAUGCGAGCCAAUGUCAUCAAUGAGAUCAUGAGCACCGAACGUCAUUAUAUCAAGCACCUCAAGGACAUUUGUGAGGGCUACUUGAAGCAAUGCCGGAAGAGAAGGGACAUGUUCAGUGAUGAGCAACUGAAAGUAAUCUUUGGGAACAUUGAAGACAUCUACAGGUUUCAGAUGGGCUUCGUGAGAGACCUGGAGAAACAGUACAACAAUGAUGACCCCCACCUCAGUGAGAUAGGACCCUGCUUCCUGGAGCACCAAGAUGGAUUCUGGAUAUACUCUGAAUAUUGUAACAACCACCUGGAUGCCUGCAUGGAACUCUCCAAACUAAUGAAGGACAGCCGCUACCAGCACUUCUUUGAGGCCUGUCGCCUCUUGCAGCAGAUGAUCGACAUUGCUAUUGAUGGUUUCCUUUUGACUCCUGUGCAGAAGAUCUGCAAGUAUCCCUUACAACUGGCUGAGCUCCUCAAAUAUACUGCCCAGGACCAUAGUGACUACAGGUAUGUGGCAGCUGCUCUGGCUGUCAUGAGAAACGUGACUCAGCAGAUCAAUGAGCGCAAGCGGCGUUUGGAGAAUAUUGACAAGAUUGCCCAGUGGCAGGCAUCUGUCCUAGACUGGGAGGGUGAGGACAUCCUAGACAGGAGCUCGGAACUGAUCUACACUGGGGAAAUGGCCUGGAUCUACCAGCCCUAUGGCCGGAACCAGCAGCGGGUCUUCUUCCUGUUUGACCACCAGAUGGUUCUCUGCAAGAAGGACCUGAUCCGAAGAGAUAUCCUGUACUACAAAGGCCGCAUUGACAUGGAUAAAUAUGAAGUAGUUGACAUUGAAGAUGGCAGAGAUGAUGACUUUAAUGUCAGCAUGAAAAAUGCCUUCAAGCUUCACAACAAGGAGACUGAGGAGAUACAUCUAUUCUUUGCCAAAAAACUGGAGGAGAAAAUACGCUGGCUCAGGGCUUUCAGAGAAGAGAGGAAAAUGGUACAGGAAGAUGAAAAAAUUGGCUUUGAAAUUUCUGAAAACCAGAAGAGGCAGGCUGCAAUGACUGUGAGAAAAGUCCCUAAACAAAAAGGUGUCAACUCUGCCCGCUCAGUUCCUCCUUCCUACCCACCACCGCAGGACCCGUUAAACCAGGGCCAGUACCUGGUCCCCGAUGGCAUCGCUCAGUCACAGGUCUUUGAGUUCACCGAACCCAAGCGCAGCCAGUCACCAUUCUGGCAAAACUUCAGCAGGUUAACCCCCUUCAAAAAAUAA
Messenger RNA from Enhydra lutris kenyoni (northern sea otter), 1582 nucleotides. Its product is annotated as Cdc42 guanine nucleotide exchange factor 9. The transcript has 10 exons. Lineage: Eukaryota; Metazoa; Chordata; Mammalia; Carnivora; Mustelidae. The record is from RefSeq and is a predicted model, not a curated record. Bases 95 to 1582 code for a protein of 495 amino acids. Gene Ontology annotation, molecular function: guanyl-nucleotide exchange factor activity; protein binding.